GGUCGUCGUGCAGUUUCUCGUACAAAUAUCGUAGCGCGCGAGCGAAAGCGGCGAUCGAUCACCGUCGCUUGUCUGUUGUGUGUUACGGAAGUAAACCGCUGUAGUCUCGGCAUUUUGUUACGAUGUUUCCACGGUGAUUUUUGAUAACACAUAACCAGCACUCCAGUUAGUGAGUCUGCUUCGUUACGUCAUCUUUAGGCAGCAACCUUCACCUGACAGGAAGUUGACGUUCUGCUAAGUUUCUCCACGACUGCUAGGAUGAGUGACUCAGAAGCUUGUGCCGACGGUGCAGGCGGUGAUCGGGGAUCGGCACUUACUUCGUCACAAGCUGCAAAGGGUGGCGGGUUCAGGCAGACUGCCAGUGAAGACGAGUCUGACGACAACAUGGAGGAGAUCGAACUACUGGAAAAUGGAUCAAAGAGGAGGAGCCCCAGGAAGUCCCCUUCCAAAAAGAAACUCGGCCGGUUUCACGUCAAGAUCAUCAACGAGAAGGAACCGGGCAAGCGAAGUGUGAAGCGGAAUGGAAACUCGAGGAAGGGUACACUGAGUAGUCCAAGAAGGCAGGAGAGUGCUGAUGACGCCAUGGAACACUCCUUAGCGACGCACAGCUUCGGUCACACCGUGGAGGCCUUGCCGUCACUGGAUCAUUACAGGAAUCGGUUUUCGUUGAUGGCUACAGGGAAACAACGACCAACCCUGCAUGAACUUCACGAACCCAAGACUUUAGUGAACCAGGCUGCUGACACGCCCGUGGACGCUGGAGGGUUAGCUGAGAUUAGUGCGGCACCCACAACCCCGGCCAGCGCAGGGGUCAAGUUUGGAUGGAUCAAAGGAGUACUGGUCAGAUGUCUGCUGAAUAUCUGGGGUGUGAUGUUAUUUCUGCGCAUGUCGUGGAUUGUUGGGCAGGCUGGCGUAGGUUUUUCUAUUCUGAUCGUCCUGAUGGCUACCGUGGUAACCGUGCUGACAACGCUGUCAAUGUCUGCCAUCUGCACCAAUGGCGAGGUCAAAGGAGGGGGAGCCUACUACAUGAUCUCACGCAGUCUCGGGCCUCAGUUUGGUGGAUCUAUCGGCUUGAUUUUCUCCAUCGCCAAUGCUAUAGCUGUGGCCAUGUACGUUGUUGGCUUUGCAGAAGUCGUACGGGAUCUGUUGGUGGACAAUGGCUUGAAGAUCGUUGAUCCCCAGAAUGAUGUUCGGAUCAUUGGUGAAGCAACUCUCAUCCUGCUACUGGGGAUUACCAUGAUCGGAAUGGCGUGGGAAGCGAGGGCCCAGUUGUUUCUGUUGCUUCUUCUAGUUAUCGCAAUGGUCAACAUGAUGGUUGGAACUUUCAUCCCUGCUCCGGACCAUGAGAGGGCUCAAGGGUUCCAGAACUACAAAGUUGAGCUUCUUCGUCAGAAUUUUGGUCCGGACUAUCGCGACAACGAAGGAUUUUUCUCCAUAUUUUCCAUCUUCUUUCCGGCAGCGACUGGGAUUUUGGCAGGUGCAAAUAUUUCAGGGGACCUCAAAGAUGCACAGAUGGCCAUUCCUAAGGGCACCCUGAUCGCCAUAGCGAUGACCUCAGUCAGUUACGCCGGAUUGGCGGUCGUCUUGGGGGCGUGCAUGUCCAGGGAGGCCACCGGUGACAUCGCAGACGUUAUCGCGGGAAACUUCACCUCUGCUUGCGAAGAAGUUGGCGCGGAUUGUGAAUACGGACUACUGAACAAUUUCUCUGUGGCAAGCCUGAUUUCUGGUUUUGCCCCGUUGGUUCUGGCCGGUGUUUUUGCAGCAACCUUGUCGUCGGCUCUGGCUAGUCUUGUCAGUGCACCCAAAGUGUUUCAGGCUUUGUGCAAGGACAAGAUUUUCCCCAAGAUUGAGUUCUUUGCUGUUGGUACUGGGGCGGGGGACGAGCCUCGUAGAGCCUACAUCCUGGCGUUCUUCAUCGCAGCUGCCUGUAUAGCCAUUGGAGAGCUGAAUGCUAUUGCUCCCAUCAUUUCCAAUUUCUUCCUGAUGUCUUACGCACUCAUCAAUUUCUCCUGUUUCUCCGCCUCGUUGGCCAAGUCGCCAGGUUGGCGUCCGGCAUUCCGUUACUACAACAUGUGGGUGGCCCUGCUGGCCGCUGUACUAUGCAUGGGGGUCAUGUUCUUGAUUAACUGGUACGCAGCACUCAUCACCAUCUUUAUAGUGACGGCGCUGUACAUGUAUGUGCACAACACGAAACCAGAGAUCAAUUGGGGUUCUUCCAACCAGGCUUUCAUCUACAAACAAGCGCUGACCAACACACUGAAGCUGAACCAAAUACCCGCACACGUCAAAACGUUCAGGCCACAGAUUAUUGCAUUGACUGGUCCCCCCGAGUGCAGGCCUGCCCUGGUUCACUUCGUCUCCCAUAUCACCAAGAGCACAAGCCUUCUCAUAUGCGGAGCAGUGCUGACAGGUGAACAGAAUACAAAUUUGAUGGAGCUUCUAACGGACUCACACGAGAAAUGGCUGGACUUUCAGAAAAUCAAAGCAUUCCCAGCUAUGGUAGCAAGCCCUACGCUAAGGACCGGGGCACAGGCACUCAUGCAGAUUGGUGGUCUGGGUAAGAUCAAGCCCAACACAAUCAUCAUGGGGUUUCUGGGUAAAUGGAAGACAGAAAAGCCGCAGUAUGUCCACGACUACGUUGGUAUCAUACACGAUGCAUUUGACCUCAACUUGGGCGUUGGAGUACUGCGUAUCAAGGAGUCGUUUGACGUGUCUAGUGCCCUGAAUACCCCUGGCUUCACUGACUAUGUUGAAGAAGAAAAAGUGCCUGAUAUCAAAGUAGAAAUAACGCCGUCUUCAAUCACUGAGGAAGGACAGGAAGGGGAGGAGCCAGUAGAACCGUUGGCCGCUGAACCGCCAAACACUCCAGCAGAAUCCAAGAUUCCUUCUGUUGACAGCACGGCGCUCAUCAAGGGACAACCCAUCGAUGUUGUCAUCAAAUCUAUGCAGAAGUUUCAGGGCAAGAUGCCGAAAGGAAACAUCGACGUGUGGUGGCUUUUGGAUGAUGGAGGCCUGACCCUACUCAUCCCUCACCUCAUCUCCAUGAAAUCCAACUGGGAGAAAUGCAAGCUGCGGGUCUUUGCCACCACGGGCAAGAAGGAGCAGAUUGACCGGGAGAAGAUGAACAUGGCCAACAUGCUCAGCAAGUUCCGCAUCGACUGCUCGGAUGUGGAGAUCAUCCCGGACCUGAACAAGAAGCCCAAGGAGGAGAGCUUGAGGCGGUUCAAGGAGCUGUCCAAGCCUUGGAUGCUGGAUGAGGAAGCAGGGGAGACCACGGAGAAGUUUCCUUGGAAGAUCAGCAAGGAAGAAAUCAUCACGCUCAAAGAGAAGACCAACAGACAGAUACGGAUCCGUGAAUUGCUUGUCCAACAUUCCCAGGAGGCAGAGCUCAUUGUCAUGAGUCUACCUAUUCCCAGGAAGCGCACCUGUUCAGCCUACAUGUACAUGUGCUGGCUGGAGACGCUAUCCAAGGAUAUGCCUCCCAUACUCUUGCUCAGGGGCAAUCAGACAAGUGUUCUUACGCAUUAUUCAUAAAGCAGCGACUGCUGAUUUGCAUACACAGUGCAUUAUUCAUGAGAAGUAUUUGCAGUACAUUAGGAUAUCUUAUGCAAAAAAUCAAAGCACAAUUUGCAUAAUUUAUGCAAUAUUAAAAUAGUCAAAGGGGGUCGAUGUUUUUAUACAUUAUAGCCCGAUAGGUGGAGUUGAAGAUUAAUCAUUGAAGAGCUCAACAAAGAUUUUAACUUGUGCAUACUGUAUAGCUAGACAUUCCAGAUUUUCAUGCAAUGCAUUAUUGAUGAGAGCAUCGGGUUUAUGUCGAUUGCAAAUCCCUGCAAAGAUGUUCUGUUGUGUUAAUUAGUCAAAUUGCACUGACAGGUUCAGCUUAUGUCUUUAAAGAGUGUAUUUUACGCACAGGUAUAUUUUGGGUGUAUUUUGAUGUAUUUAUUUUAGGCAUUUUAAAAAAUUAUAACUUACAAAUAGCUAUUUUAAAUUGUUCUAUGUUAUUAAAUAAACUGUAGAUAUUUUCAGAAGACACAAGAAUGCACGUGUUAUAAGUUACAUUAGAUGGUUGUGUACAGGCAGGGUUCGCCUUAAACUUGUGGACUGGUGAAAUUCGGUUUGGGUUUGGAGAUUUCUUUCUUUCAUUUUUAAGUUCAUAUUUAUAUUGAACCGGUAUAGGGCCCUAUUAAUGUCAACAGUUCCCUUUUUUUCUCAAAAAGUUAAACACAGUGUUCUUUAUUUCAAUAAGUUCGGCUGUCCCGAAAAUACUGAAUAUUCGAAUAUUCGAUCGUCAACUGAAUAUUCGCAUAGCUUUUUGCCGGUUUGAAUAUUUGAAAACAAAGAAACUACACACAUACACACACAGCUGUGUUUGUUACUUUGUGAUACAGUUGCGGCGUUUUACCAGGUGCAACUUUUUUGUUUGGUAGACGGUCCUUUUUUGUCGAUUAGGGGUGUGCAGUUACGGGCAGUACAUGAACCGGAUACCCGAUUGAUCAAUAUACGGGUACCCGUUAAAGAAACCCAAGCCAAAAAUUCGAAUCUGGAAAGUUUCUAAAAGGUUCAUAAAGGUCUGCAUGAUAGUACUACCACAUCGGUGCGGCAAUACAGCUAGAUAAGGUGUAUACAGUGAACUCUUUAGCUAUGUGGUAAAAACUGCAACUUUCGCAAGCAUCAUAAAACAUGAGGUGGUUUCUGUUUUCCAGUCCAUGUAUCCUGUUUUUCAUUUUUGAAAUGUUCCCACUGACAUUCGAAACAUGUGUUUUUUAUUGACUGAGACGUUACUAAGUCAUUUGCAAAGUUGGUUACAGGUACUCGAUUCCGUAAUCUGGAAACUGUUCCUGACAUUAACGGCAGGGUACACCGGUACCCGGUUCCGAUGCACAGCCCUAUUGUCGAUGGCUGUUUGUUGUUUCUAGCCCUUUAGCAGGUCAAAGCCCUUGGCAGUUACAAAAUAUUAAUUGCAAAACACUCCAUAUCAAUCACAGCACAUGCAUUUUAAGUGGCACACUCUCCAUGCUACUUUAAAGUAACCAGUGCGGCACACAGCUGCAGCUGGCAUCUUCGAAUAUCCGAAUAUUCGGUCAAACACAGUUUUGAGUAAUCGAAUACUAAAUUAUUCGAGCAUGGACAGCCCUAUCAAUAAGAAAUCUUAGACGAACUUAUUUUUGCUUUUAUCUUAAAAAAAACACAAAGAGAAAGUCCAUCUAAAGUGUUACAUAGUUUGUCCGGAAAUUCUCAGGCAUACAUGUAGUACCAUGCUUUAAAUUAAUGUUCAUUUUUGGGGGAAAAAAUCUUUGUCGAAAAAUCAGAGCCAUAAUGGACCAAUUUCCCAUAUAAAUAGUAUAUUUUAUUAGUAAUGUAUAAUCAUGACGUAAUGUGAGUGAUUUAAUUCAGACAACUUUUUCAAAGUUUGGUAUUUUAAAAGUGUUAAAGUAUUUAGCAACAAUAUCUAAGUCGCAAUAUUCAUACGCUAUUGACAAUUUAUAAAGUUCAUGGAUUUUUUUUGGGGGGGGGGAGGGAGGGGGUGAGAAAUAUAAUUGUCUUUUAAUUUUCGUAAUAAUUUUAAGUCUUCACUGUAAAUUUGUAACCACUUUGAACCAAAGGAUCACGAACCACAUGAAACCAAAUUCACUCCAGCAUUUUGAGAUGCUGUUUUUUUUUUUUUUUUUUUUUGUAAUUUCAUGCGUUGGUUCUGAUAUAACUUGACUUUUUUUAAAGUUUCAAUCGUUGUAAUUUCUCACAAGACCGCGAAAGCAAUAACAUUUUCAACAUAACUGAGUAAUUCAACACCAUUUUACAAACUAAAGUACAUAGGACAAAGCCAUUUUCUAAUGAAACAGUUUUGAACAAUAUCUCGGCAAAUAUUGGCCGGUAAUUCCCUUUUUUUUAUUAACUCUGGUCCUGGGUCACAUAUUAUGCUAAUAAUUACACCUUUUCCUGCGCAUUUAGGAGGAGCCAUUCCAUCCAUUUCAUAAAUCGUUAAUACUAACUGAGGCGAUCUGAAAUAUGUCAAGGUUUCAUAAUUCUAACAAAAUAUCUACAUUUUGUGGCAAACUGUUUAAUGUGUUUACAUUGAUGUGCUUAUUCAUUAAAAUUUGGAAAGGUAAACUCGUUAAUUUAAAAUUACGUAUCAAAAUAAUAGUCAAUAAAAAAAGUCAACUUGAAAUACCAUAAAGUGACCCCAUUUUGUGGUAGCUUAGGAACGAAGGACAUUUCCAA
This is a messenger RNA of Patiria miniata (bat star), 6219 nucleotides long. Its product is annotated as solute carrier family 12 member 2-like. The transcript is spliced from 23 exons. Gene Ontology annotation, molecular function: sodium:potassium:chloride symporter activity. Lineage: Eukaryota; Metazoa; Echinodermata; Asteroidea; Valvatida; Asterinidae. Gene Ontology annotation, cellular component: membrane. Gene Ontology annotation, biological process: sodium ion homeostasis; potassium ion homeostasis; chloride transmembrane transport. The record is from RefSeq and is a predicted model, not a curated record. Bases 259 to 3534 code for a protein of 1091 amino acids.